AUGAGAGCGGUAACCGGAAAACGUCUCAUCCGGAAGCUGCAACUAUGCAACUCUGGCUUUGACUGUGGCAAUGGUGUUUCCGAACGGAUUUGGAGUAGCAUGACCCAGCAUGAGAUCUUUGCGAUUCGGCACACACAGCGGCUUACCAUCAAAGGGCUCGAAAUCGAACGCCAUCAAGAGGGUUCCGACGGCUCCGGGCACUAUCGUGCGAGCAAAAUGGCGUCCCAGACAGACGUUGCCGCCGCCUCCGAACGCUUGAAAGAUGUCGGGCAUCUGAGUCUCGGGAUAACGCACGCCCAGGAACCGGUCCGGGAUGAAUUUGUCGGCAUCCUUUUCAAGCUGGAGGUGUGGAUGGCGACGCCUAAACCCCAGAUGAAGUUGCCCUUGCGGAGGAAGUACUCGGUGUUGUCCUCCUUAAUUGUCAGGGGAUAG
Molecule: messenger RNA, 432 nt
Organism: Letharia columbiana
Lineage: Eukaryota; Fungi; Ascomycota; Lecanoromycetes; Lecanorales; Parmeliaceae
Exons: 2
Coding region: 1-432 (143 amino acids)
Source: RefSeq, a predicted model, not a curated record